AGCAUUUCAGAUCUCUCUCGUUUUUGUAACUGAAUGUUGUGUUACUUAAUUAUUAUUAUUUUCAUUGAACUAAAUGUGAAUUUCUCAUGAGCAGAAGAUUUAAACGUCUACACGGAAGCUAAAUAGUGCGACACACGUGUUCCGGUGUUUUCGCGCAGUGCAUUGUGGGACUUCAAAAUGGAGGCCGGUCAGCUGUAGUGAGCUGUGAUGUCCUCGGUUAUGUAGCUGUUGUGUAAAGAGCAGACGGUCCCUUCUACACUCUCCUGUGUCCGGGUACAUCAUGGGGGUUUUGUGCUUCGCCAGAGGAGCCUUCGCCGCCGGAAAACACGCCGGUUUGUCCGGAAAGCUUCUGUCCGGUGUUUCGGCUGCAGCGGCGGUCGGCGUCCGGAGGUUCAGUCCGCCGCCGGACAACCGGAAAGAUGUCCCCGGACAGUUCGUGUGUUACCACCUUCCACACAGGACCCUGCUGAAGAUCCAGGGACCCGACACGAGUCCGUUCCUUCAGGGGAUAAUAACCAACGACGUGGAGCUGCUGGAGGAGCCCGAGCACGGAGCCGUGUACUCCCACAUGCUGAACGUACAGGGACGGACACUGUACGACAUCAUGCUGUACCGUCUAAAAGAGGCAGAGGGAGGACACGGUGUCUUCCUGGAAUGUGACAGCACAACAAAGGACUCCAUCUUGAGACACUUGAAGGUGUACAAACUCCGCAGGAAGGUCAACAUCGGCCCCUGUCCAGACCUCGCUGUGUGGGCGGUGCUUUCGCAGCAGACCAGCCGGGGUCAAGAGGUCAGUGAACCUGAGCUUUCCUCCCCUGAAAAGGCUCUGGUAUGGGAGGCUGAUCCUCGAACUCAGCAAAUGGGCUGGAGAUUGGUGUUGCACCAGCAAGUCGACCCCCUGGAUAUAAUAGCAUCGUGUCAGAAAGGAGACACAGAGGAGUACCACAGACAUCGCUAUACGAUAGGACUUCCAGAGGGAGUCAAGGACCUUCCUCCUGGGGUGGCCCUGCCGCUAGAGUCAAACCUCGUCUACAUGCAGGGUAUCAGCUUUAGCAAGGGCUGUUACAUCGGCCAGGAGCUUACAGCCAGGACUCAUCACACUGGGGUGGUGCGGAAGCGCCUGAUGCCAGUGCGCUUGUCAUCUCCAGUCCAGGACCUGGAGGAAGGUGCCGCAUUGCAAUCGCAGACAGGCAAGCCAGCUGGGAAGCAUCGAGCAGGCGUAGGGGAGCUGGGCCUGAGCCUAAUCCGCAUGGCUCAUGCCAAAGAGGUGUUGACGCUCAAAUCUUCUGACGACUCCACAGUGACACUUGAGGCCUCUGUGCCAGACUGGUGGCCCAAAGAUGUCAAAAGCAGCUGAAGAGGAGGAUGUUUUAACAUUCCCUAAAAUGUGACAUGCUUCAAUCUGACAGACUUCUCGCAGACAGAACACGGCGUAUGUUACACUGUCAUUGCUGAACCGCUAUGUGGCACCCAUCCCUGUUUGUGAGUAUUUUUGUUUGCAAUGAAACCUAUUUUAGAGUGAUUUUCCUAAAUUGUAAAGUAUUAUUUAUCACAGAGCCUGCUAUUUCACAGAAGUGUUGUAUUUCUCUACAAAAGGAUCCACCAACCAUGAUGCACUAUUGGUGGUUAUUCAAUAAAUAUGCAAAAUAGCAAAACAAAAA
This is a messenger RNA of Stegastes partitus (bicolor damselfish), 1661 nucleotides long. It is a transcript of the gene iba57, whose product is annotated as iron-sulfur cluster assembly factor IBA57. Gene Ontology annotation, cellular component: mitochondrial matrix. NCBI's taxonomy places the organism in Eukaryota, Metazoa, Chordata, Actinopteri, Pomacentridae. Bases 281 to 1357 code for a protein of 358 amino acids. Gene Ontology annotation, biological process: iron-sulfur cluster assembly. The record is from RefSeq and is a predicted model, not a curated record. Gene Ontology annotation, molecular function: protein binding. The transcript is spliced from 3 exons.